Messenger RNA from Girardinichthys multiradiatus, 2386 nucleotides. RefSeq lists its product as uncharacterized. Gene Ontology annotation, molecular function: cysteine-type endopeptidase activity. Gene Ontology annotation, biological process: immune response. The transcript is spliced from 11 exons. NCBI's taxonomy places the organism in Eukaryota, Metazoa, Chordata, Actinopteri, Cyprinodontiformes, Goodeidae. Gene Ontology annotation, cellular component: lysosome. Bases 131 to 1783 code for a protein of 550 amino acids. The record is from RefSeq and is a predicted model, not a curated record.
UUAAUGAGUGCUUUGGGGCUUUACGGAGCAGAGUUUGGAGUCAUGCGUUGUUGCGUUGUGUUGCUGUAGUUUGGCUCAUUUUCCUAUUUUUCAUUUUCUUAUUCUCUGUGUUACACUUGGUUUAGACACAAUGCGCCGCUUGUACGUUGCCGCGAUUCUUUUGUGGGCUGCCUGUGCUACAGAUGGUAAAGCUGUCCCUUCUCCUCCUGACUUUGGGGACACCUAUCACGUCAAAGGAGUGAUCUCUUUGCCCUAUGCUGAGAUUGUGGAGCCAUUCGAGGGCUGGUUUGACCUCGCAGCAAAGUCCAGCCGUAUAGACUAUUAUCAUGGCCAAGUCUCCACCUACCAGUUGGGGGCUCAGCAGCAGUUUGGCGUUUCCUACAAAAUUACGCCUGAGACCACAGAGAAGGAGCAAAACGUCAUGAAGUGCUUUCAGGUUAACGGCACUAAGGAUGAAGUGGUCAAAGCUCAAGCAUCGCUGCCGGAUGUGCAGGGCUUCCAGUUCUUAAGGAUGGAGUAUUAUGGCGGCUCCCUCUGUGAAGUUUGGCAGAACGUGACCACCGUGGGUUACAAGAAGAACACCUACACACUGUGGGUGACCAGCGCAGAGAAGAGUGCAGACAGACGGAAAUCUACUUCUAUACCUUUGCACUAUGAGAUGAUGGGAUAUAACACUCUGCUGGGGUCCCAUUAUGACAAGUACCUUGUGGACUACAAGGAGUUCAGCACCCGCUUUGACCCCAAAGUCUUCUAUGUGCCUGAAGGGAUGAGCUGUGGGGGAUUUCCUGGCCCAGGGGUGGAGCACCACCUGCUGGCUAAUCCAAUGAAAGAUCUCAUCCACACCUCAGCUUCAGGUCAUUCUCAGAAGAUGUUCAGUCAUUUCAAGGAAAAGUUCCAGCGACAGUAUAGCGAUGGUAUGGAGCACGAGAAGAGGGAGCAAGCUUUUCUUCACAACCUCAGGUAUGUCCACUCUAAGAACAGAGCUGGCCUGUCCUUCUCCCUGGUCCUGAACUCCCUGUCGGAUCGCACCAUGUCGGAGCUAGCAACCAUGAGGGGGAGACGAAGCAAGACCCUAAACAAUGGGCUCCCCUUCCCAUCCAAGCUGUAUGAAGGGGUGAAAGUACCCGAGUCACUAGACUGGAGACUGUACGGUGCUGUGACUCCAGUGAAGGAUCAAGCCAUCUGUGGCUCCUGCUGGAGCUUUGCCACCACUGGAGCAGUAGAGGGCGCCCUCUUCCUAAAGACGGGCUCCCUGCAGGUCCUGUCCCAGCAGAUGCUGGUGGACUGUUCCUGGGGUUUUGGCAACAACGGCUGCGAUGGAGGCGAGGAAUGGAGGGCGUACGAGUGGAUUAUGAAACAUGGAGGCAUCGCAACGACAGAAACUUACGGAGCCUAUAUGGGAAUGAAUGGAUUUUGCCAUCUGAACUCAUCGCAGCUCACCGCACACAUCACAAGCUACACUAACGUCACAUCGGGUGACGCAGACGCCCUCAAGCUGGCCCUCUUCAAGAAUGGGCCGGCAGCCGUCAGCAUUGACGCGUCACAUAGAUCAUUUGUUUUUUACAGCCACGGCGUUUACUACGAACCGGCUUGUGGGAAUACCACAGAUGAUUUGGACCAUGCUGUGCUUGCAGUGGGAUAUGGCACUUUGAACGGGGAGCCAUACUGGUUGAUUAAGAACUCUUGGUCCACCUACUGGGGCAACGACGGCUACAUCCUGAUGUCUAUGAAGGACAACAACUGUGGAGUCACUACAGAUGCUACAUACGUCACACUGGCCUAGAUCCUUCCUGCUUGUUGUUUACAUAAAUCUUGAUAUUUAUGCUAUUCAGCUGAAGCUACUCUGUCAGUGCCUGGGUCUGAAUGCCACUUAAUGCUGUAUGUGUGGCGAUGCAACUACUGCAUCAGUCUAAACUGCCAGAAAAUAUUGUUUUGCACAAAGAAUAAGACUGUUUUUGUUUUUUUUUCUUUCGAACACGUUUAUUGCUGGAGUCCCCAAAGCACCGCGCCUUCUUUUCAGUUAUACAAAGUACAUUUAAUGACACAUUUAACUUGAUCGUUAAAAACUGCUGCGUUCAUCAUGACAAUUAAAAACGCUGAAAGUACUGUUUGCAGUGACAUUUCUGCUUCAUCUCAUUAUCAUGUGCUGCAGCCACAAAUUAGGCAUGCUUUUUUAAAUUCAUGCAGCUGAGCAGCAAGUCAGUCCUCACACAUUUAACUAUUACACACUCAUUAUGUACAGUGCCUGCAGAAGGAUUCUCUCCACAUUUGGUUACAUCACAAUCUUGAAAAUAUUUUACUGGGAUUUUAUGUGAUCCACAAAGACAAAGAAGUGGAAAGAAAUGCAUGGUUUUGAGAUUUUUACAAAUAAAAAUGUUUAAAUGUG